Molecule: messenger RNA, 812 nt
Organism: Hyalella azteca
Lineage: Eukaryota; Metazoa; Arthropoda; Malacostraca; Amphipoda; Hyalellidae
Product: high choriolytic enzyme 1
Biological process (GO): proteolysis
Molecular function (GO): metalloendopeptidase activity; zinc ion binding
Source: RefSeq, a predicted model, not a curated record
CUGACGGGAUUUCUCGAUCCCAUGCCACUAGUUACUCUGAAGAUUUUUCAAAUGGCAACUCGGAAGACGCUUCCAACGAUCCUGACGCUCUGCCUCAGCUUGUGCGUGGCAAGCAUCAAUGCUACGCCAAUGGACAUGCCGCCCCGAGAGGACGGGUCUGUCUUGGUCGGAGACAUCGCAUAUUCUGCCGAGGAAUGGGAAAGUUUGCUCGCUAAAAACCUGCAAUCAUUGAAGAUACUUUGGCCAAAAACUAACGGAGUCGUGAAUAUUCCCUACAAGAUAUCGAAUCCGGAAGUAAACACGGCUCUGAUGGAGCAGGCGUUCAGUGCAUGGGAGUCCAAGACGUGUGUCAAGUUCUCUAAGAUGGCCGAGUCUGACAAGCGCCUCGAGUACCUUGACUUUAUGAUCAAGGGAUACUGUUACUCCUACCUUGGCUACAGGAAGGGCAUAACUACUCCUGUCAGUCUACCUAGCUCAUGUACCUUCAAGGCAUUUGAACACGAACUUGGCCACUCCAUGGGGUUGCGACAUGAAAUGAAUCGCAGUGACAGGGACAAACAUAUCAUCGUCAUCUCAGGCGUGAAAUACAAGCCUGGCUUAGACAGCCAAUUCGCACUUAUGAACACCAUUAACUUCGACAUCCCUUACGACUACUGUUCCAUCAUGCACUAUAAGGACAAGGCUGGGAGCGAACACGAUGAUGAACACACUAUGCUCGCCCUGGACGCUCGGUUCCAGACCCUCAUGGGCUGGUGUAGUACUAACAUCUCCCACUGGAACUACAAGCUCGUGAACACCAUGUACAACUGCAC